AUGAACUUGCCUCCUCCAGUUGCUAAAGAUGCAUAUAAUAAGAAUCUGAUCCAAAUUGAAAAGGCUGCGAAAGUCAAUGCCGAAGAUAUUAUGAAAGAUGCUGCCAAAAGAUUGCGAGAACGAUUGCUUGUGUAUCAGUUACUGUUGACGGUACAUGGCAGAACAGAGGUCACUCCUCAAAAAUAGGUGUGAUCUUUGUUAUCUCUGUGGAUACUGGGGAAAUUCUGGACUAUGAAGUAAAGUCCCUUUUCUGCCGUGAAUGCAAAGUUCAUAAUAGUCAGGAUUCUGAAAGCAAGGAGUAUAAAGAUUGGAAGGAUGCUCAUGAACUGAAAUGUGAGAUAAAUCAUAAAGGAUCGUCUGAAGAGAUGAAAGCUGUGGCUGCUGUAGUAAUUUUUAGCAGAAGUAUAAACACGUACACUAGACAGUUGAAGUAUUCAACCUUUGUCGGGGACGGAGAUAGCAGCAGUUUUGGCUGGGUCAAGGAGGCACUUGAAAGAUAA
Paramuricea clavata is the source of this 500-nucleotide messenger RNA. The record is from the annotation of a GenBank genome assembly. Lineage: Eukaryota; Metazoa; Cnidaria; Anthozoa; Malacalcyonacea; Plexauridae.